This is a messenger RNA of Prunus armeniaca (apricot), 2523 nucleotides long. NCBI's taxonomy places the organism in Eukaryota, Viridiplantae, Streptophyta, Magnoliopsida, Rosales, Rosaceae. The record is from the annotation of a GenBank genome assembly.
AUGAAAGAGAGUAGAGACGGAAUCAGAAGCGGUAGACAUUCAAAAUCUUCAUCUGUUAGCUCACUUCCACUCAUCUUGGACAUAGACGACUUUAAGGGGGAGUUUUCAUUUGAUGCAUUGUUUGGGAACCUGGUAAAUGAUCUUCUCCCAUCUUUUCAAGAAGAAGAAACAGAUAUAUCUGAAGGUCAUAGCAACAUCAGUGGGAACGAUGGUUUGUCAAAUGGACAUAUGCGAGCACCAUCGGAUGCAGCAAAGUUUGCGCAAGGACUGUCAGACCCUCUAUUUCCAGAAGUAGAUAAGAUCUUAUCUCUGUUCAAGGAUUCUUGCAAAGAGUUGGUUGAUCUCCAGAAACAGAUUGAUGGAAGACUCAACAAUCUUAAGAAGGAGGUUUCUGUACAAGACUCUAAGCACCGCAAGACACUUGCUGAGCUUGAAAAAGGAGUAGACGGCUUGUUUGGUAGCUUUGCCAGGUUGGAUUCUCGUAUAUCAAGUGUUGGACAGACUGCUGCAAAAAUAGGAGAUCAUCUGCAGAGUGCAGAUGCUCAGCGGGAUACUGCUAGUCAAACGAUAGAGCUCAUAAAGUACUUGAUGGAGUUUAAUAGCAGCCCAGGCGAUCUAAUGGAACUUUCACCCCUAUUUUCCGAUGAUAGUCGUGUUGCAGAGGCUGCUAAAAUUGCACAGAAACUGCGGGCAUUUGCUGAGGAAGAUAUUGGAAGACAAGGUAUAGCUGUACCAUCAGUUAUGGGCAAUGCAACAGCUAGCAGAGGAUUAGAAGUUGCAGUUGCUAAUCUUCAGGACUACUGCAAUGAAUUGGAGAACAGAUUGCUAGCUCGUUUUGAUGCUGCAUCACAGAGAAGAGAAUUGUCAACCAUGGCAGAAUGUGCUAAAAUUUUAUCUCAGUUUAACAGGGGCACUAGUGCCAUGCAACAUUAUGUGGCAACACGUCCAAUGUUUAUUGACGUGGAAGUCAUGAAUGCAGAUACCAGAUUGGUUCUUGGUGAUGAGGGUUCACAGGCUAGUCCUAGCAAUGUUGCUCGUGGACUUUCUUCUUUAUAUAAAGAAAUCACAGAUACUGUGCGCAAGGAAGCUGCAACAAUUAUGGCUGUAUUCCCUUCUCCUAAUGAAGUUAUGUCAAUCUUAGUUCAGCGAGUUUUAGAGCAGAGAGUUACUGCUCUACUUGACAAAUUAUUAGUUAAGCCAUCUCUGGUGAAUAUACCUCCUAUAGAAGAAGGCGGACUUCUACUAUAUCUUAGAAUGCUAGCAGUGGCGUAUGAGAAGACACAAGAACUUGCUAGAGACCUACGAGCUGUGGGAUGUGGUGACUUGGAUGUCGAGGGCCUCACAGAGUCUCUAUUUUCUUCUCACAAGGAUGGAUAUCCUGAACAUGAGCAGGGAUCUCUUAGACAACUAUAUCAAGCUAAGAUGGCAGAACUACGUGCUGAAAGCCAGCAAAUAUCUGAAUCAAGUGGAACAAUUGGGCGUUCAAAAGGGGCUGCAGUAGCAUCUUCCCACCAGCAAAUAUCUGUCACUGUUGUGACAGAGUUUGUCCGUUGGAAUGAAGAAGCAAUUACCAGAUGCACAUUGUUUUCAUCUCAACCUGCAACCCUUGCAGCAAAUGUGAAAGCAGUCUUCACUUCCCUGCUAGACCAAGUCAGUCAAUAUAUAACAGAAGGUCUUGAACGAGCAAGAGACAGCCUGACUGAAGCUGCAGCUUUGAGAGAAAGAUUUGUGCUGGGCACUAGCGUUAGUAGAAGGGUAGCUGCUGCUGCUGCUUCUGCUGCAGAAGCUGCUGCCGCCGCUGGUGAAAGCAGUUUCAGAUCUUUCAUGGUUGCUGUACAACGCUGCGGUAGUAGUGUGGCUAUAGUUCAGCAAUAUUUUUCAAAUUCUAUAUCUCGGCUUCUACUCCCUGUCGAUGGUGCACAUGCUGCUUCAUGUGAAGAAAUGGCAACGGCUAUGUCCAGUGCAGAGAGUGCUGCAUAUAAGGGGCUUCAACAGUGUAUUGAAACUGUGAUGGCGGAGGUGGAGCGGUUACUUUCUGCUGAACAGAAGGCAACAGAUUAUAGAUCACCUGAAGAUGGAUUUGCUCCUGAUCACCGGCCAACAACUGCCUGUACAAGAGUUGUAGCGUAUCUUUCUCGUGUAUUAGAAUCAGCAUUCACAGCACUUGAAGGUCUUAACAAACAAGCCUUUCUGACUGAAUUAGGAAACCGCUUGCACAAAGGGCUGCUAAAUCAUUGGCAGAAGUUCACUUUUAAUCCCAGUGGAGGACUGCGGCUGAAGCGUGACAUUACUGAAUAUGGAGAAUUUGUGCGUAGUUUCAAUGCUCCUUCCGUUGAUGAAAAAUUUGAAUUGCUGGGCAUAAUGGCCAAUGUGUUUAUUGUUGCUCCUGAAAGCCUCUCAACUCUGUUUGAGGGUACCCCCAGCAUACGGAAAGAUGCACAGAGGUUUAUUGAGCUUAGAGAGGACUACAAGAGCGCAAAGAUUGCUGCCAGACUUAGUUCCUUGUGGACAAGUUCCAGUUGA